Oppia nitens is the source of this 2211-nucleotide messenger RNA. RefSeq lists its product as uncharacterized. Gene Ontology annotation, cellular component: RNA polymerase transcription factor SL1 complex; RNA polymerase I core factor complex. The record is from RefSeq and is a predicted model, not a curated record. Gene Ontology annotation, biological process: nucleolar large rRNA transcription by RNA polymerase I; RNA polymerase I preinitiation complex assembly. Gene Ontology annotation, molecular function: RNA polymerase I core promoter sequence-specific DNA binding. Bases 73 to 2211 code for a protein of 712 amino acids. Lineage: Eukaryota; Metazoa; Arthropoda; Arachnida; Sarcoptiformes; Oppiidae. The transcript has 4 exons.
GAAAAUUAAAUAUCAAUUUUGAAACACAAAAACAUGUGAAUUAACUAAUGAUUUGUUGAUAUUAAUGAUCAAAUGCAUUGUCAACGGUGCGGAUCAACUGAUUUCGAGGAAGAAAAUGGUCUUCUCUAUUGUUGUAUAUGUCAGACACAGUCACAGGGUUUCACACAGGAAAGUGAGGUCACGUUUAUAGACAGAUCCAAAAUUAUGGCCAAAGAGAUUAAGUCUACUCGUAAGCCGAGAGAGCGUCAGAGGACACGAACGAGUGUACUCUGGACUUCAACCGAAGCAUUCAAUAUUAUUAUCAUUAAUCAGAUGUUGAAAGUCUACGAAAUCAAUGCACUGGACAUGAAUUUGGAUGACUUUAAAUGGUCGACAAUGACUGUUUGGUUUCAAUAUUUACGUAAAGCUCAGCUCUCCUUCACUGACACCGAGUCGGCCGACGACGAGGUGAUUACCCGACGCUUGCAUCCGGCCACUAGAUAUCGUGAUCAUCAGAUACUGACCAACAAAGUGAUAGACGCAUUGAAACCGUUCAAAUACGGAUCAAGUGAUUUGGGUUUUAAGAGUAACUACAGAUUAGACAACGACAGUGUGAUCGUAACGGCGGAACAGUUGAAUUCACUGAUAGAAUUGAUUCGACCCAAGAGUCGACCCGAAAUGCAAUGCAAUGGCCGUCAUAUUACAAAAUCACGCGAUUAUUACAAAUACAAGUCAUCUCAUAAGUUAUCUCUUGAGACGCGACGAGAAUUGUAUAAAAUGUUGGCUGAGAUUGAUAUCAACUCAUCAUUUGAUGAAACCGUCGAUUUGUUGGACGAAAAACAAUUGACAGAAUCAUUGUUAGUCAAUGAAGAUUUCGAUGAAGAAGAAGAGAUUAUAAGAGAAUUGGAAGAUAAAGAAAAAAAGAUUAAUAUUUUAGAGAUGACUGAUGAAAAUGAAUGUGAAAUUAAUGAUUUCGAUCGAGAAUUAAUUGACAACUUAACUAAAUCGACUAAACUGUUCUCGAAAUUUAUUCCAUUAUCAUAUCUGAAGAAUUCGAGGAAUAUUAGUUCCAAUUAUUUUCUUGAUUUUGUUUCUUUACCAAAAACACUGGCCAUUAUCAAUAUAACGCUUCGUUUAAUGAAAACCGAUAUCUUUUGUUUUGAUUUGAUCCGUUGGGCUCAACAAAGACAUAUUCCGUACUAUAAUUGUACGAAUUGUUUACCCGAUGAUUGGCUGUUCAUUCCGAAUGAUUUUGAAGCCUUCACUUCCCGAUAUAUUCCCUCGUAUUUUACAAUAAAUCUGUUGUCCGGUAAAAUUGCCGAUUAUAUUGGUAUCGAAUGCUUCCCGAAACCGGAUAUCGGAAAACUAAUGGAGCGAUUAAUUAAAGAUCUCAAUUUGCCGACAGAUUUGAUUGAGAUAAUUGAAGAACAUUACGAUCUCUUUCAACAUUUCCCUGAUGUUAUGGAUCGUAAUUAUAAUGUAUUGUUGAAAAUUUGUGACAAACCAUUGCCAUCAGUUCCGCAUUACGAAAGAUGGGCUGCGAUGAUCAUUGUUGUGGUACUCAAACAGUUGUUUAUGUUAAAUGAUUCGUCUGAAAUGCGUUUGAGUCAUUACGCUGUCAAUGUCACAGAUGUCUUCAAUUGGUGCCAAUGGGAACAGUAUUGUCAACACCGACUUAAAGUGAUCCAACAAUAUAAUAUACCAUUGAAUAGAAAUGAAUUCUGUGGUGUCAAAGAUGAAGAUCUUAUGGUCAAUCAAUUAUUGGAAAGAAAUAAAUGUGAUUUUAGGAAACGCAAUGAUUUGAUUUAUACAUCUAUUUCUCAAAAAGAACAUAAAUCAUAUGACUAUCGACAAGAAGUGUCCGGAGAGUUUUCAACUGAAGUAUCAUUUGUUGAUCAAAUAGAGCCAUCGAUGUAUCCAUUAACUACUGCCACAGAAUUUGCCUUAAGACGAAUGAAUUGUCCCGAAUUGACCGAAAAAUUGUCGGUUAAUUUUUCAGACAAAUUGCUUAAAGUAUGGUCUUGUAAUCACGGAAAGGCUUUUCACAGACCAUAUGUGUUUGUCGACAAAGAUCCAGACAAAUGGUCCGAAUCGUUGACUGUGAUCAUGAAGUUGUGUUGUUUAUUACUUCAGUGUAAGACAAAACAUUUGCUACCAAUCAUUAAUAAAAUUGAGUCCAAAUUUUUUCGUUACCAAAGAAAAUCAAAACGAAAGAAAGCUAAUUACCGGUAA